This is a messenger RNA of Agrilus planipennis (emerald ash borer), 1628 nucleotides long. Its product is annotated as cytochrome P450 306a1. The record is from RefSeq and is a predicted model, not a curated record. Gene Ontology annotation, cellular component: cytoplasm; intracellular membrane-bounded organelle. Gene Ontology annotation, molecular function: iron ion binding; heme binding; oxidoreductase activity, acting on paired donors, with incorporation or reduction of molecular oxygen, reduced flavin or flavoprotein as one donor, and incorporation of one atom of oxygen. The transcript has 6 exons. Lineage: Eukaryota; Metazoa; Arthropoda; Insecta; Coleoptera; Buprestidae. The coding region runs from base 2 to 1498 and encodes 498 amino acids. Gene Ontology annotation, biological process: xenobiotic metabolic process.
GAUGUACAUUUUCAUUGCUGUCGCGAUAAUCAUCGUAGCAACGGCGCUAUGGUGGAUAAACGACCAACACAGUUUGCCACCAGGCCCUUGGGAUUUACCCCUUUUGGGUUUCCUCCCUUGGCUGGACCCCGAACAUCCCUACGAAACCCUAACAUCACUCGCUAAAAAAUAUGGGACCAUCUACACAUUCAAUUUAGGAACAGUACGCACAAUCGUCCUGUCAGAUCAUAAGAUUGUCAAACAGGCCUUUAUGAAGGAUGCACUGUCUGGAAGGGCGCCUUUGUACGUUACACACGGAAUAAUGAAAGGACAUGGUUUAAUAUGUGCUGAAGGAGAGUUAUGGAAAGACCAGAGGAAAUUCACCUCUUACUGUCUAAAAAAUUUCGGAGUGAGCAAAUUUGGUUCAAAACGCACUGAGCUCGAGUCAAUGAUAUUAAAACAUGUCGAAAAUUUGAUAAAGGAAAUUAUAUCAAAAAUGAAUAUAAAUGGUACAGUGACAUUUGAUCCGUUUGAAGAUCUUAGACAUAGCGUUGGUACGUUGGUGUGCCAGCUUGUAUUUGGGAGAUCAUGGGAAAAGGAUAACGAAUUAUGGAAAUGGCUCCUGUUUACCCAAGAAGAAGGAACUAAGUUAGUAGGUGUUUCAGGACCACUCAACUUUUUACCGUUUUUAAGAUUUUUGCCAAAAUAUAAAAAGUCAAUGGAUUUUUUGGUCGUAAACCAGAAGAAAACACAUGAAACUUACUCCAGAUUCAUCCAAGAAGAAGAAAAAGUAUUAAACGAACUGAUAGAAUCCGGCAAAAGUCCAGAACCAACAAGUUUUGUUCAAGCCUAUUUACUAGAGAGACAAAAAGACAGCAAAGCAAAUGUUAAAGAUAAAUUUUAUUCUGAUGUUCAGUUGCAUCAUUUUCUCGCAGAUUUGUUUGGAGCCGGGCUCGAUACUACAUUAACUACUGUAAGGUGGUACGUGCUGUAUAUGGCAACUCACCCCAAAAUCCAGGACAGGAUUUUCGAAGAAUUAAGCGUGUUACCAAAGGAUCGUUUGCCAUGUUUGGAUGAUUUACCAUCAUUACCGUACACGGAAGCUUCUAUAGCGGAAACUCAACGUAUCAGAUCGGUUGUACCAUUGGGCAUACCUCAUGGGUGCAUGGAAGAUAUCGAACUAGAUGGGUACGUGUUGCCGAAAGGAUCGAUGGUUGUGGCUCUUCAAUGGGCAAUCCACAUGGACGAAAAACACUGGCCCAAUCCUGACGAAUUCAAUCCUGACAGAUUUAUUAAUGCAGAAGGACGAUUUUUCAAACCCGAAGCUUUUAUACCUUUUCAAACUGGCAAAAGAAUGUGUGUAGGGGACGAACUGGCAAGAAUAAUAUUGUUUCUUUUCUGUUCGUCGUUAAUAAAAACCUUUGCAAUUUCCGCCGAAAGUGAACCAGAUUUAACUGGAGAAUGCGGAAUUACCUUGAAUCCGAAACCUCACACUUUAAGGUUCACGUUGAGACCUUGAUUGUUGCUUUAUAAUCGAAAUACAUACGUACGUACGUUUAUUUCUCUGUAUUGUCCCAUUACCACGUAGUAAAAAUGAAAAAAAAAAAAAAGAAAACGCAAAGCAAAUAAAUUCGUUCAUUACAAAAAUA